ACCUUUGAGACUCUGGCAAUGGACUCAGAGCUCAAAGACAAACUUUUGAAGGAUUUAGACAGAUUUGUGAAGAGAAAAGAUUAUUAUAAGAAAGUGGGGAAGGCUUGGAAAAGAGGGUACUUGCUGUAUGGCCCUCCAGGGACAGGAAAAUCCAGUUUGGUGGCCGCUAUGGCUAAUUACUUGAACUUUGAUAUAUAUGAUCUGGAGUUGGGUGAGGUGAUGAAGAACUCUGAUUUAAGACGGCUGCUUGUGGCCACGGCUAACAAGUCCAUCUUGGUGGUAGAAGACAUUGACUGUACUAUUGAUUUGCAAAGUAAUUUGGCUAAUCGAGCAAAUGAUUCUCCUUCAGAUUAUUCUAAUCAGCAAGAAACCAAGGUGACAUUAUCUGGUUUAUUGAAUUUCAUCGACGGAUUAUGGUCAAGUUGUGGUGACGAAAGGGUCAUAAUUUUCACAACAAAUCACGUAGAAAAGCUUGAUCCUGCAUUGUUAAGGCCCGGUAGGAUGGACAUGCACAUUAAUUUGUCAUAUUGCACUCCCAGUGGCUUCAGGCUUCUUGCUGCUAAUUACCUGGCAACUAAAGAGCACAUUUUGUUCAAACAAAUUGAAGAACUGAUAGAAACAGCAAUGGUAACUCCGGCCGAAGUGGCGGAGCAACUGUUGAAGGAAGAUGAGGUUGAAGUUUCCCUUAAUGGCUUAAUCAGUUUUCUUCACGUAAAGAUUAAGGAAAAGGAAGAAGCCAAGUCUAAGAAAGUAGUGGCAACACACGUGGAGAUAAAUGAGAAGGAGGAAAAUGAUGAAAAAGAGAUUAAAGAAAACGUGGAAGAAAAAGAGAUUACUAAAUGAGGAAAUUUGUUAAAAUGCCACAAAGGGAGUUGGCUCUACUUAACAUGUCAAUAUGGGAUAAUGACUUCAUUUUGUUUUUUAAUUAAUACACAAAGAAGCUUAUCUGGUUAAUCACAAAGUGAUUGGUUAACUAAUCUUUUUUUUCCUUAAGGAGAUAGUAAUUAGUAUGCUAUGCUAAGAAGUUAAGAACUGAUAUGGAUUCCACUACCUACGUCCUACUAUGGAUUUUACCAGUCUACAUAUUAACAAAUGCUUUUUUUAAAUACUUUUUGAGUGUCUUUUUUGUUUAUUUAGCUUUUUGAGUGUCUUUUUGAUUUGAUUAAUCGUUCAUGAGCUUUUAACAGGUGAGAAGAGUCAAAUUCCCAAAGAGCCAAAAAAAAAAAAAAAUUAUUUGCAAAUUCCAAAGGUGGGUUGGCUCCAUUUACUGUGGAAAUGAACUCUCAAUGUAUCUUAGUCCAUAUUUGAGGGUAAUAAUUCAAUUAGUUUUAGAAAUAGUUCAAA
Molecule: messenger RNA, 1344 nt
Organism: Capsicum annuum
Lineage: Eukaryota; Viridiplantae; Streptophyta; Magnoliopsida; Solanales; Solanaceae
Product: protein HYPER-SENSITIVITY-RELATED 4
Molecular function (GO): ATP binding; ATP hydrolysis activity
Source: RefSeq, a predicted model, not a curated record